Scleropages formosus (Asian bonytongue) is the source of this 750-nucleotide messenger RNA. Its product is annotated as nectin-2-like. Gene Ontology annotation, biological process: heterophilic cell-cell adhesion; homophilic cell-cell adhesion. The coding region runs from base 1 to 750 and encodes 249 amino acids. Gene Ontology annotation, cellular component: adherens junction. Lineage: Eukaryota; Metazoa; Chordata; Actinopteri; Osteoglossiformes; Osteoglossidae. The transcript is spliced from 7 exons. The record is from RefSeq and is a predicted model, not a curated record.
AUGGAGCUUUGCCACAUCUUUUCACUGAUGCUGAUUUGCAUGACUCUUUCUACAUCUGCUCAGAGCCAGCAGAUCAUUGCUGAUCCAGAGGUCACUGCCUACCUGGGUGGUGAUGUGACACUACACUGUAGAUUGCAGAGUGAAUCUACAGUCAAAAUCACACAGGUUCAGUGGACAUGGGAAUCAACAGAGAAAAAAAAGGAAGACAUUGUCAUACAUAACCCAGCACAUAAGACACAUUACUUUAAUUCAGCUUUCUCAGGAAGAGUCGUCUAUACCAAUCAGUCCCUGGGUCAUGUGUCCAUCAACAUAACAGGAGUGAAGUUGACAGACAAGGGAAAGUUCACCUGUCAGUAUACCACUUUCCCUAAUGGCAUCAUGAAAACCACCACCACUCUCAUUGUAAAGGCUAAAAAAGUCCAAGGUCAGUCUUCACAUGCAAGAGUCACUGGAAUUUUAGUCUGUGUUUUGCUGCUCAUCAGCUGCCUUCCUAUAGCAGUCAUCGUCAUGACAAAGAACAGUUUCUGCAGGAGGAUCCUGCAGGCUGCAAACCCCAGACCAGCCUCACUCAGCGUUGUGUAUGAAAAUGCCCAUGAUUCACCAGGUUCAGAGCUCAGCAUGGACUGUACUUACACCACAACAGCUGCUCAGCCGACUCCCUGUAGUUCAGACAACGUGUACGCUGGCCUACAGUUCAGUGACAGCUCCCUAUACAGCACCUUGGAAAAGUCUGGAAACAUUGACAUUUAG